This is a messenger RNA of Ailuropoda melanoleuca (giant panda), 2694 nucleotides long. It is a transcript of the gene PPP2CA, whose product is annotated as protein phosphatase 2 catalytic subunit alpha. The record is from RefSeq and is a predicted model, not a curated record. Gene Ontology annotation, molecular function: protein serine/threonine phosphatase activity. Bases 264 to 1193 code for a protein of 309 amino acids. The transcript is spliced from 7 exons. NCBI's taxonomy places the organism in Eukaryota, Metazoa, Chordata, Mammalia, Carnivora, Ursidae.
CGUGAUGUCACCACGCCGGCGGCCGCCAUUACAGAGAGUCGAGCUCCGGGACUAGAUCGAGCGGAGAAGGGCAGCGGCUGGUGGCCGGGUACUGCAGGGAGAGUUCGCGGGUUCGCGCUAGCGCCGAGCAGCCGCCAGCAGCCACACAGGUACCGCGGGAACCGGCGGCGGCGUGUGCGUGUGGCCCGUGUGCGGGCGGCGGCGCGGCAGCAGCGCGGAGCGGCAGCAGCGCGGAGCGGCAGCCGGUUCGGACGGGUGGCAUCAUGGACGAGAAGGUGUUCACCAAGGAGCUGGACCAGUGGAUCGAGCAGCUGAACGAGUGCAAGCAGCUGUCUGAGUCCCAGGUCAAGAGCCUCUGCGAGAAGGCUAAAGAAAUCCUGACAAAAGAAUCCAACGUGCAGGAGGUUCGAUGUCCAGUCACCGUCUGUGGAGAUGUACAUGGGCAAUUUCAUGAUCUCAUGGAACUGUUUAGAAUUGGUGGCAAAUCACCAGAUACAAACUACUUGUUUAUGGGAGAUUAUGUUGACAGAGGAUAUUAUUCAGUUGAAACAGUUACUCUGCUUGUAGCUCUUAAGGUUCGUUACCGUGAACGUAUCACCAUUCUUCGAGGAAAUCAUGAGAGCAGACAGAUCACACAAGUAUAUGGUUUCUAUGAUGAGUGUUUAAGAAAAUAUGGCAAUGCAAAUGUUUGGAAAUAUUUUACAGAUCUUUUUGACUAUCUUCCUCUCACUGCCUUGGUGGAUGGGCAGAUAUUCUGUCUACAUGGUGGCCUCUCACCAUCCAUAGAUACACUGGAUCACAUCAGAGCACUUGAUCGCCUACAAGAAGUUCCUCAUGAGGGUCCAAUGUGUGACUUGCUGUGGUCAGAUCCAGAUGAUCGUGGUGGUUGGGGAAUAUCUCCUCGAGGAGCUGGUUAUACCUUUGGGCAGGACAUUUCUGAAACAUUUAAUCAUGCCAAUGGCCUCACAUUGGUGUCUAGAGCUCACCAGCUGGUGAUGGAGGGAUAUAACUGGUGCCACGACCGGAAUGUAGUAACGAUUUUCAGUGCUCCGAACUAUUGUUAUCGUUGUGGUAAUCAAGCUGCGAUCAUGGAACUUGAUGAUACUCUAAAAUACUCCUUCUUGCAGUUUGACCCAGCACCUCGCAGAGGCGAGCCACAUGUUACUCGUCGUACCCCAGACUACUUCCUGUAAUGAAAUUUUAAACUUGUACAGUAUUGCCAUGAACCAUAUAUUGACCUAAUGGAAAUGGGAAGAGCAACAGUAACUCCAAAGUGUCAGAGAAUAGUUAACAUUCAAAAAAACUUGUUUUCACACGGACCAAAAGAUGUGCCAUAUAAAAAUACAAAGCCUCUUGUCAUCAACAGCCGUGACCACUUUAGAAUGAACCCGCAUUGCAUGCUGAAGCGACAUUGUUGGUCAAGAAACCAGUUUCUGGCAUAGCGCUAUUUGUAGUUACUUUUGCUUUCUCUGAGAGACUGCAGAUAAUAAGAUGUAAACAUUAACACCUCGUGAAUACAAUUUAACUUCCAUUUAGCUAUAGCUUUACUCAGCAUGACUGUAGAUAAGGAUAGCAACAAACAAUCAUUGGAGCUUAAUGAACAUUUUUAAAAAUAAGUACCAAGGCCUCCCCUCUACUUGUGAGUUUUGAAAUCGUUUUGUUUAUUUUCAGGGAUACCGUUUAAUUUAAUUGUAUGAUUUGUCUGCACUCAGUUUAUUUCCCUUUUCAAAUCUCAGCCUCAUGUUGUUCUUUGUUAUUGUCAGAACCUGGUGAGUUGUUUUGAACAGAACUGUUUCCCCUCCUAUGAGACGAUGUUACUGCACAAGAGCACUGCAGUGUUUUUCAUAAUAAACUUGUGAACUAAGAACUGAAGGUCAAAUUGUAAUUGUAUCAAUGAGCAAGACUGGUGCUGUUUAUUUAAAAGAUACAUCAAUUGAUAAAUUUUAGAAUUUGUAGAAUUCUAGGUAAAGAAAAAUAAAAAUCAAGGUCACUAUAUAAUCUCUCUGGUAACUCCUUGACAUUCUUCAGAAGAUUUUCCAGACUUAUUUGUAAUCCAGGUAGUACAAUUUGUCAGAUAGCCAGCGUGCUCUUCGUGGGUUCUUCUGCAUAUUACCUUGUCUGCAAGAAAGGAAAUCUGUGCAACUUCAGUAAGACUGGACUGUAAGACCAUAGAACUUGAGAUUUAAGUGUUUUGGUUUUUGUUUUAAUAAAACAUCAUGUUUUCAGGUAGAGCUUGACAAACUAAUGUGUCUACUUUUCAGUGCAGUUUCUGGUUAUAAAUAUCAUAUUGCUCUGUAUGUCAGAUGGACUAAAAAAAAUGAUGGACGGAUUUUGUACAUUGCUUGUCAUGUUAUCUUAGAGUUAACUUUGUCUCAGAUAAAAAAGCUGUUAAAGUAUUACCCUGUAUUAAGCUCUUUAAGUGCUACUAGUUAAACCAAGUAGAAAACUAUUGCUAGAUCUCGGUUCGGUGUUAUAUGCAUUCACCCAAGGACAAAAAUGGCAUUUGAAAUGAAGUGGCAGUGCUAAGCACUUAAUGAGUUUUCCCCACUCUUUUCUCCUUUGAAUAGGAUUAGGAAGUUAAAACAGUUCUUCUGUGGAAACUAAUAUUUGGUAAUCUUCAGCUAUCAGGGUAAACUUCAGGGCACUUAAUCAUUACUUGUGUGAAUGUAGUAAUAAAAGUUUCUUUGCUUUGUA